Molecule: messenger RNA, 3666 nt
Organism: Ruditapes philippinarum (Manila clam)
Lineage: Eukaryota; Metazoa; Mollusca; Bivalvia; Venerida; Veneridae
Exons: 6
Coding region: 2046-3188 (380 amino acids)
Source: RefSeq, a predicted model, not a curated record
CUAUUUGAUAUUUUUCAAUAAAUAGUAAAUUUGUAGCUGAAAUAUUAACUUCGUAUAUGCUUUUCAAAACGUUUUGUUUCUAAAUUUCAUCUUGUAUACAUGUAUUUAAUUACAGAACUUUCUCGAAAGCAAUUUGGGUGGUUUGUUAAAGAAAUACGGUAUAGAUCCGAGGAAAAUCAACACACAACUUGAAGAGUAUGCAAUGAAAUGUGUCGAAGUGACGUGGUAUCUUUGUGCCGAGGAUCCUCCUGUAUGUAUGGUAUUGGUAUUAGAUGAAGGAACACAACAGUUUGACGAAACUCUUUACGAACCCAGUACAAAGAGGGGUGCCAUGAUAGAUUAUGUUCUUUGGCCAGCUCUUAAACAUUCUGAAAAUGGGUCCGUGUUAGCCAAAGGAAACGUCGAGUGCAAAAAUUAAACAGUAUGAAGCAUUAUAGUACUAGAUUUAAAGAAAGAAUAUUGUGAAAUACAUAGAAAGAAAUACUGAAAAUUAAAUACCGAUAUAAACUAUAUAAUCAACAUUUAUCAAAUCAUAAAGACAUAAAACAAUACUUUUGGCGGUGUUCAAUUGUCAGUAAACUUCUUUUCUUUCUAUAAACCAACCGGAUAAUUAAAAUAAACUUGCCGUUGAGUUCACGUGAGCUUUCAUUUUAUGUUUUAAAGAUCCUGUAACAUAUUUUCUUAUGGCUUUAUAUGAUAAAUAUAAUGCUAAAAUGAAAAUGUAUCAAUAUUGUAAGUUCUUAAAAGCAUUAUUUGUAAAGAUAUUACCGAGUUUAAAUUUCAUGUUAACAAAGGGAGGUAAUUAGAAAUUUAUUUUCUAUAAAAUUUAAGUCAAAUUUUUCAAAAAGAAAUGAAUGCAUAUGUUUUAAUAACUACAUAUAAUGUUUUUACAAAUAUUUGCAGUACAUAUUUUACAUAUUCUUGGAUGUUUGAAAAUUGUUUUAGAAGCAUUUUUAUAUACAUAUAUAAAAUUUCACUUAAGUGUGGUAACAACCUUAAUUACAACAUACAGGAUCUUUAAGGAUAUUGUCAUAGAUUCAUGAAACUAAAUUUUGUUUGUUCAUGAUUAUUCCCAUACUUACUAAAAUAUCUACAUCUGUAUUCAAUGACCAACAUACGCCGUUCAGAAUAAUAUCCUAGUAAGAUUUUGGUUUAUGGACAAGACCGUAAAACAAAUUAUAUAAAAGACACAUUUUCUUAUUAUGGUAUGAACAUUUGGAACAAUAUACCUUUAAAUAUUCGUAAUGUUGAUAACCUUAAAUGUUUUAAAAGAAAAAUGCAAAAAAGCAAAACAUAUCUUGAUGUUCGUAUGAAUGAAUGAAUGAAUGAAUGAAUGAAUGAAUGAAUGAAUGAAUGAAUGAAUGAAUGAAUGAAUGAAUGAAUGAAUGAAUGAAUGAAUGAAUGAAUGAAUGAAUGAAUGAAUUACAUAUUGUACAUUCAUUUUUUUACCUAUGCAUAUUGUUGUUGUUGUUUUUUCUAUUCAGAAGGCCACAUUGAAAAUAAGAUAUAUAUACAUUGUAAUUGCUAUUGUAUAUUCUUAAUGUGUAACCUACUUUAAAUAAAGAUAUUAUUAUUAUUAUUAUUAUUAUUAUUAUUAUUAUUAUAAUUAUUAUUAUUAUUAUUAUUAUUAUUAUUAUUAUUAUUAUUAUUGUAUUAAAGAACUAUUGUAUCGAGAAAAAAUAGCAAAUACACAACGACUUUUUCAUAAUUGUGUAUGCUUAGUGCUUUAUUAACCACUAAAUUGGCAGAUAAUUUAAUCUGCUGUCAAAUUACAUUGUAGUUAAUUAAAAAGUGGUCUUAUUUCAAAACAGUUUUGUGUUAUUGUCUUUAAAAAUUCGCUUUCUAUUGUUUAAUGCACUGCAUUGUUAUAUUACAUUGUUAUUACAGUAGCAAAUUAUAGAUUUCUAAAUCAAUACAUUUAUGAAAUGAUAUACUAUGUGUGUAAAUAAAUACAUUGCGAAAUCGCAAUUCAGAAAAUGUGUUUUACUUAAUAAUUAAAUACGUAGAAAGAUAAUGUUAAGUGUGUAUGCGGUAAUAAAUUUGUCAUGGAAAGUAAGACAAGAACGGAGCUAUUACUAACGAUGCUGAUGGAAAAUCGGACGACAGAGGCUAGGCGACUAAUGGGCCAUACAGAAUAUGAGCUAAGCAUGUUGCCGUCAAAUUUAAAUCGCGCUCAAAAAAGUGUUGUGAAAGAAAUAAAUGAAAUAAUUGCGCGUUUAAACGAAGGAUAUGACGGCUCGGCUAUCACAAAGGCGAAACCAGCCCUAGCGAAAUUCAUAGAGUACCGAUUGAACGGGUUCAUUAAGAGUUUUCUAUACAAGGAUUUCUCGAGAUACUAUGAUCCAUUAUCAGGGCAAGGUGAUUCUUAUGUGGAUAUCCCAACACAAACAACGACGCGUCGAAGAGUUCAAGGGUGGCAAAACAUCAUGUCCGACUUUUCUCAAAAGAAAGCAAGCAGAAGAGAAACGAAGGAUUUAUGGACAAUAGACGGUAUUCUCGAAGCAGGAGAGGACGCUGACCUGGAAUGGGAAAGGUUUAAGUUACACGAAGAUAAAGAUAAAAAGGAAAGUAGGGAUUUUAAUACCCCUACGUAUAUCGCACAAACAUUUACAGACCUGUAUCAUAAUGAGUGGACUGAAGCCUUUAGAAAACUAAGCAAAAGAAAAAUAUACGAUAGGACAAUUAUUGAAUUGCUUUUGGCAAUAGUGCAGGGAGCAUAUGCAUUUUGUAAAAAAGAAGCAACACGGCAACUACAAGAUAUACAUUCAGCGUUCCUAGAUAUCCUUGAGUUUGGUUCACGUACUGAUCAUUAUAGGGAAACGUCUGCAGACUCAAGUUUGCUAACAAAAUACCGAAAGGAUAUGGCAGCCACAGCUUUGCCUAAGCUAAUCAAGGAAUUUUACGAGAAGUCUUUUAAAGAAAUAUGUGUAGCUUCGCUAGGUGUUGAACCUGAGAAAGAUGGUAUAGGUUCGUCAUUCGCAAGAAAAGCUGUUGAAGUGACAUGGUGGAUGUGUGUUCAAGACCCUCCGGUCUAUAUGGUUCCUACUAGUAAAGAGGGAUUCGAUCCAAAACUCUACAAUGCGUACAGUAAAACAUCAUCAAAUCAGCUGUUAUACUUUGUGUGGCCUGCAUUACGUUUUUCUCUUAACGGUGAAAUUUUACAGAAGGGUUUCGUACAAUAUAGAUGAUGAUGAUGAAAAUCCAUAUAUUCUUACCCUAAUGUAUAUCAUUUUGAUUUGGUUUAAACAUAUUUAUUUAAGCUCGAUUGCGAAUCAAGUUCUUGCAACUUAUAUUAAUCACUUUCGAGUCCGCUUCCUGGAACCAACCAGUACUGGUAUCAUAUGAAGAAAGAUGGACGUAACCCGAGUAGGGCUCGAACCCAUGAUUUCUGAGUUGAGAGACAGACACCUUAACCACUAGGCCACCGCUCCCCUUUAUCAUUUUGAUUAAACGGAUGCAGAGGAAAAACAACUACAACAAAACGAAAAAUUUAUAUUUUGAUAUUUCGAUGACGCACGGUUCCAUUGCAUUGAUUAAAAAUUCAACGACGUUUUUAUUUAAUAUAAGAUCCACAGUCCAAUAAUAAAUUAUGAACAUUUCAUUCAUAUUUCACAUUUUUUGCAAAAUGUUAUUUUUUAUUUAUUUAAUAUAUAUACCAAUGUUUCA